Molecule: messenger RNA, 1910 nt
Organism: Spinacia oleracea (spinach)
Lineage: Eukaryota; Viridiplantae; Streptophyta; Magnoliopsida; Caryophyllales; Amaranthaceae
Product: nuclear transport factor 2
Exons: 9
Coding region: 224-1600 (458 amino acids)
Cellular component (GO): cytosol; ribonucleoprotein complex
Molecular function (GO): mRNA binding
Source: RefSeq, a predicted model, not a curated record
UUGAAGGAAAGUUGCGGCUUCGAGGUGUUACGAUACUGCAAUCUAAAGGAAAAAAAACAAUAUUCCAACUCGCAGUUGCUCUUGUCUCCUUCCUCGCGCCUCCUCUUCAACUCCUCUUAAACCCUCCAACAAAACCACCACAUCUUGUAGUUGUACCACCACCGCUGGUCGGCGGCGCCUCUGCCAACCAUCUCUCAUUCUCUACCAUUGCUAUUCUAACAGGAUGGCCCUGCAGACAGCAGAUCCUCCUGUGGCACCUAGUGCGCAGGUUGUUGCUAAUGCUUUUGUUGAGCAGUACUACCACAUUCUCCAUCAUUCUCCAGAGCUGGUUUAUAGAUUUUACCAGGACUCAAGUGUACUUAGCCGCCAGGAAGAAAAUGGCGAGAUGACAUCUGUGACGACAAUGAAAGGUAUCAAUGCGAAGAUUAUUUCAUUAGACUACAAAAAUUAUAAGGCAGAGAUAAAGACCGCUGAUGCUCAGGAUUCUUACAAAGAUGGGGUGAUUGUUUUGGUGACUGGAUGUUUAACGGGAAAGAACAACAUAAGAAGAAAUUUUGCACAAUCAUUUUUUCUUGCUCCUCAAUCCAAAGGGUUUUUUGUCUUGAAUGAUGUUUUUAGAUAUGUUGAUGAAAGUGAACCGUUAGAGACAAAUGUGGUAACUAUUGCUAAAGUUGGUGAAUCUGUAUCUGUUCCAGUAGUCUCAGAAAUAGAGCCCCUUCAUACUCCUGAUGCUUCUACCACGAAGAUGGCGACGUCACAUGAAGAUAGUCAAAUUAAUAUUGAAAAACCCACUCAAACAUUUGAAAAGGAAAGACAGGUAGUUAGGGAGGAGGUCGUCCCUACUAUUUCUCAAUCAACUGAGCACCACCUUUCUGCAGUUGCUAAAUCAAGUCAGAUUUCUCCCCAAGAUGAUGGUGCGAAGAACUCAUAUGCAUCCAUUGUGAAGAAGGCAAAGGGUAGUCCUGGGCCUACUAAAGUAUACGUGCCUACUAAUACUGUAAGAUCCGCUCCCAGUGGCACUCAAGGGCAAGUUUCUGGAUCAGUGCCGACAGCUUCGGCUAUUGAACCAUCAGUAGAGAGGAAAGUCCUCGAGGAAGCUAAUGAUGAAGAAGAAGGUGCUGCAAUUGAAGGUCAUUCCGUUUAUGUUCGCAAUUUGCCAAUGAACGUGACAGUUACUCAGCUAGAGCAGGAAUUUAAGAGAUUUGGUCAAAUUAAACAAGAAGGUGUACAAGUCAGAAGUAAUAGGCAACAGGGAUCUUGUUAUGGAUUUGUCGAAUUUCUUUCUUCCAGUUCAGUGGAAAAUGCAGUGCAGGCUGCUCCAAUUAUUAUCGGAGGCCGACAAGCAUUCGCUGAAAUAAAAAGGAGUGGUACUCGAGUUGAUGGUGGGAGGGAUAGGCUCCCUUUUGGAAGAGGAGGAUAUCGUGGUGAUAGUUUCAGGGGCCAUGGAGGUUAUGGUGGUGGUCGUGGUUUUGGUGGUGGUCGAGGAGAAUAUUCUAGUCGAGGAAGAGGACAGGCAGGCCGUGGUGCUGAUGGCUAUCAACGAGGCAGGGGAAGGUCUGGUCGUCAAAGUGGGGUCAAUCGAUCUAACAUUGCUCCGUGACACAGGCAAGGAUGCGAUUCUUUUUGACAAUUGCGAUAUCAAUCAACAAUUAGGGGCCUAACUAGGAGAAUUGAUCCGUCAUUAGAUUUAGAAUGACUUUUGACAUCAGAGUAGAGCUCUAACAUUUGAUAUAAAAAGGAGGGUGGGAAGGAGGGGACCUUUUUAUAUCUGUUUUUGCAGAAUUUUACCAUAACUUCUAUAUUAGCUAGAUUAUUUACUUGGACAUCAAAUGUGUCAAUGCUUGUUUACGUUAGUGAAAAAAAGGUUUGUGCUCAUUGUUCCUCUCAUGUAGUUGAAUUUAUUGUCUUUA